Molecule: messenger RNA, 4508 nt
Organism: Dermochelys coriacea (leatherback sea turtle)
Lineage: Eukaryota; Metazoa; Chordata; Testudines; Dermochelyidae
Exons: 2
Coding region: 465-2420 (651 amino acids)
Molecular function (GO): protein dimerization activity
Source: RefSeq, a predicted model, not a curated record
ACAGCUCCCAGCAUGCCGCGCAACGGCGCCCCGCUCCGCCCUACAGGUGGAACCUUCCCGCCUUGCCGUGGCGCGGGCCGGUCCAUUGGGUCCAGGGGGGGCUCCGGCGGUCAGGCAGCGUUGCAUGCUGGGACAUGUAGUCCUGCGAGCGGAGAGAGGAAAGCGCCUUUGCAUCGCAAACGUGUCUGCCUGGAGCUCUGCGGGCCGGAGCCCAGCGGCUGGCGGCCGGGUGCAAAGGGGAUCGGCUCGGUGUCCGGUCGGCGCGGCUGACUGGACACCAAAAGUCCGGUCACCGCGGUAAGUGCCAUCUGGCCGGCAGAGCAGCUGCUGCUGGAGGAGCACCUGGCACGGGCUCCCGCGGACCGUGCGCCACCACAAGCAGCGGGGAGCAACUGCCACACACACUCAACACUCUUUUAUCUGGUGGCUGAACUGUGCUGCAGCCAGACUAGCACGAGGGUGAAAUGGCGGAACCCGAAAAGAAAAAGAGUCGAAGGCUCUGCUCUUUUAAAGAUGAGUGGCUACAACUCCCAGAGUAUCGGAACUGGCUUACAAAGGCAAGUGAAGACUCGGGAUAUUGUUCUAUUUGUCGUGUUCAAUUCACGGUUAAGUUUGAUUCUGUAAAAGCUAUUAAGCAUCAUGCAGAGACAAAAGGUCACAGAAUCAAAGUACAAGGACAGGUAUGGUCCAGUACUAGCAAUAAAUUCUCCAUAAAGACUGAUAAUGCCGAAGAACAAUACAUAUGCACGGCUGAAUUGCUUUUAACAUAUCACGGAAUUAAACACCACCACAGCUACCGUUCUCAAGACUGUGGAAAUAAACUGUACCACUCCAUUUUCCCUGAUUCCAAGAUAGCUUCCAAAAUUCACUGUGGAAUGACAAAAGCAGAAGCUCUGAUUGAGAAUGUAUUAGCACCCCAUUCGUUGAAACUGGCUGUGCAAGACAUUGGAUCAACACCUUUCUCAAUGGCGACAGAUGUGUCUAAUAAAGGGAACACUAUAUUAUUCCCAGUUGCCGUCCGCUAUUUUAAUAAAGAUAAGGGACUCUGCAUGUCUAUCAUAGACUUUUUCGAGGAUGCAGACGAAACAUCAGAGGCAAUCGCAAACAACUUAAGAAGUUGUCUUCAAAAUUCCGGUCUGAUACAGAAUAAAAUUGUGGCAUAUGGAGCAGUCAAUUUUGGAGAAAACAAGUCUGUUUUUCUGCACCUAAAACAAAUGUUGGAUUUACCAAACCUUGUGCCAGGGUAUUGCAGUGCUCACAUAGUACACAAUACAGCGAAACAUGGCUUGAAUAUGCUCUCUUACGAUGUAGAAUAUUUGGUCAUCAAGGUCUUCAGUGAAUUCUCAUCCAGUGCAAAGAAUAUCAGUGAACUUAAAGAAUUCUUUGACUUCAUGGAGACAGAAUAUUUAGAAAUCUUACACCAGGUACCUAAACGUUUUCUGACCCUUUUCACUGCCGUAGACAGGUUACUGAAGGAUUGGCCUGCACUCAAAUCUUACUUUGUGAACAAAGGAGAGGAAGAUGUGAGCCGCGCAAUAUGGGCCUUUCUUGCUGAGCAAGAGGACAAAGUUUCUGAUGAUGAAACUAUUACACUUCCCGAACUGUACAUCUACUUUGUGCACAACAUUAUGAGCCAAUUUAACAACACCAUAAAGGUUCUUGAAAGUGAUUACAUUCAGGUAACCGAAUUGUAUGCUACAUUCAACAAGCUGAGAAGAGAGAUUCAGAAUCGACAAGAGAAAGGCUUCUAUGGGUACAAAGUGACACAGUUCCUGAAGAAGCUACCACUUAAUAAGCAGAAUAAAUUUGUUGGCGAUGCCCAACGGGCUUACACACGCAUGCUACAGUACCUGGAAAAGUGGUUUGAUUUCAGCGAAAACUCUUUCUAUAAGUUGUGUGCACCGCUCAAUCUGGACGAACCUCUUCAGCUAGACAAACUGUGUGCGUUGUCUACAAACUUGAACAUUCAAGUGAACAUAGAUGAAUUAUUUACAGAAAUGUGCGUAUUGAAUGAUGUGCUACCAAUCCUAAAGAGUUCAAUAAAUGAUGCUGAAUCGACACAGUGCCAGGAGCAACAAGACCGUCACCAUCAAAUCAAUGUCUCUGAGGUCUGGGUAGAACUCUUUAAGUGCUGUGAGGCCCCAAACUUGCUUAGAAUCGUGCAGCACGUGUUUGCUGUUCCACCCAGCAAUGCAUUUGUGGAACGCGUUUUCAGUGUUAUGAAGAACUUGUGGGCUGAUGAAAGGAAUCGGCUCCAAGUGGACAUGGUGAAAGCUGAGCUAUUCGUGCACUUCAAUUAUAAAAUGACAUGUGCCGAGUUUGCUGGAUUUUUGCAGACAGGAGUAGCUAAGGAGCUUGUGGCAGCAGCAACAAAUGAUCAGAAGUUUCAGUUGCCACUCACACCACCCUCUCUGGUCUAGACUACACGCUGGUAGAAUACAAUAGCAUUAGAGUAAUAUUUUCUUAUUCUAAAAAAAGUUAAAACAUUAAGUACACUAUAUGGAGUUAGAAUAUGAACUAGUAUGUAUAUUUGAGGUUGCUUUAACUUCAUUACUUGCGGGCCAGGCAGACUCUGAGCUGGCCUACAACACAGGUGACUUUAAGCCCUGUCGCUGUCCUGUUCGUGCCUCAAGUGGAGAAAUAAAUGCACAGAGAAUUGAGGCCUGUAUGUUUGCAUUGUUCUACAUAAAUAUAAAUACCUUUACAAUGAAAGUUCUUUGUGGCUGUGCUAGGGAGUUUCUUGCCCUGUUCUUGUUAUAUUUUUGUUUUACUUCUGAGGAAUAAAGAUGAUGCAAAGUUUGUAUGAAAUGAUUAUGCAGUAUCUGGUGACAUGUCCAAAAAUGUAAAACUUUGCACCUAAUUGUAUAUUAAAGCGCACACAAAAAAACGCAUCUGGUUUUCAGAGGUUUGGUGGGUGCUCAGCCCCACUGAAGCCUACUUAGUUUAUUAAGCUGUUCAAAUUGAGAUGCCUAAUUUUAGGCAGUGAGGUUUGAAAGGUUUUACCUAGAUCUUUCAGGCUUGAUAAGUGAUUAGGUUUCAAUGUACCUUUAUCAAUUCUGUUCUUUUUUAUUAUGCCUGGAACCAGUGUAAUUAAAUUAAACCAGUGUACCUUGGGUUUAUGCAAAUACUAGGGCACAGAUCCGAUGAAAUCAAACAACAGCAUCUCACCAUCAUGUUGUACUUUCCUCCCUAUCGGGAGUGAUGGAAUUGGAUCCAGUCCUGCCGUGUGUGUGUUAUCAAUCAGCCAGUGGGAUUGAGGGAUUCUUCACUCUUCAUGGCACUGGGCCCAGCUUGAACUGUUCCAAUUUUUGUGUUCAUUUCCUGUUUAGAAUAUCAGUACUUUAGGCAUCCCCAAGAGGGCAGGGAUCGAGGUAGCCUAGCCACUUUUGUAAUGGACGUUGUUCCACAUGUCUUUGAAACAGCAGCAGAUUUGGGAUUUUUUGCUGCUUAAAGUCAUAAUGUGAUUCAUAAGCCUGCAUGAAGAUGUUCGUUUUGAAAGGAUUGAAUGAUAAAACAAUUUUCGUGGGCAAGGGUGUUGUUCCCCUGUAGUAUCUGAGCUCUUUGUGAAUAAUAAUGAGCUUAUCUUCACCAAACUCCUGUGAAAUAGGGAAGUAUCAUUGACUUGAUUUCCGCUUUACAGAUGAGGAGCUGAGGCACAAACAGGUAAGUUGCCUGACCUUGAUCACACAGGAAUUACAUGGCAGAGUUGUGAAAUGAGCCUGAUGAUCCUUAGUUCCAGUCCAGUGCCCUAACUGCAAGAGCAUCCAUGUUACUGUUAAGUGAUGCUGAUUGUACUAGCACCUAACAGCCAAUGUUCCCUCUAAUUUUUUACAUCCAGGUGCAGAAUGAAUUUUGUUAUGUGCACCAAUAUGGAGGUGAUCUGUGGGAAGGGGUGGGGCCAAGGGGUUCAGCAUGUGGGAGGGGGCUCAGAGCUGGGGCAGAGGUUUGGGGUGAAGGCUCUGGGGUGGGGCCAGGGUUCAGGGUGUCCUAGCUCCACAAUUAAAGAAAUUUACUAACUUUUAUAUGCAUCUGUCAGUGGGCAGUUUCACUUUAAUUAGCAUUGGGAUUCACCUUUUGGAUUUUACCUUUUGUGAACAAAGACCUCGUAUCUCUUGUCUACUGAUCCGUUGUUGCUUUGAAGAAUUUAUCAUGAUCAUUCUGGCUGCACACUUAAAUGUAACACCCCAGCAAUUAGCAGUGUUUGACAACACAGUGUGGGUACUUUCUUAUGAAGAUUGUAACCUGAAUUUUGGUUUCACACCAGGCUUUGCACACUAAGCUCUACUUUAAUUGGAUUGUUUUCAGUUUAGCACUCUGUAUGGGUUUAAAAUGUGUGGUGUCACUUCAUGGGUUUUUGUUAUUUGACAAAAUUUGUUAAAUUUAUUUGAGUUGGAUUGGACGAUUUAGCAUGCUAUGGGGAAUUUUACGUUUUUCUUUAUAGGAGAGACAUUAAAGCUUAAUUAUUUUUUUAAGUGUUCUUUUAGAGCAGAGAUUUAAAGUAAGACUCA